AGACCCAGGAUUCAGAGAGGCUCUUGUUCCAUUGGCCUCCCCCAUUAGGUUCUCCAGAUUGGGGCAGGACUCAGUCCAAUAGAGGGCCUCCAGGAACCACAAACCAAAAAUCACCUCUCCAUUGUAAAAAGAGAAAGGUGGAUUUCUACUUCUAUACUUUUUUAUACUAUUCUUUUCAAAUACAUUUUUUAAAGACUGCUCUUCUGUUUUUUUGUUGUUGCAUGGAAUAUAUGCCUUUUUUUCACCUUCAAAUUGGACUUUUACAUUUUUAAAUUGGAUUUUGUUAUUUCUUCUCUGGGAGUGCAGUUCUGGUCUCUCACUGGCUCUUCCCAGACUCUCUGUGUUCUAAUGGAACGAGCACUCAUCAUGGCUCUCAUUUAGCCACACACACCAGUGAUGGCUGGUUAUUGUGCAGUAGUUUUGGGCUAGUGCCCUUCAGUGGGUAGAACCCAAAUCGAGAGCUGGGGUGUUUUGAGCGCGUUUUUAAUCAGCCUUCAUACUGUCGCUGACAAAAUAUUCCUAUAAACACACAACGUCUCUCAGUGCCACCUUUUUUUUUUCAUUGUCCCUGACAUUUAACAGUAGAAAAAAAUGGAAAUGGAUGACCACAGAAACUCUAGCUUUCUUUGCCAGUCCCACCACCCACGAUGGCAACCACAGUCUUCAGCAGGAAAGCAACGACGGAAACCAACCUCAAAGCGAAAAGCAAGAAGCCCUGAUGGCCCAGCGAGCUCCGUGUCCUCGACCCGAGUGCUACGCAGCCACAACUGGUGGGGGAACUGUUUGCUCCUUCCUCUAGUCAUGCUAUCAUACUUGCCCUGUGAGGCCUGGGGCACCACCUUCAAAAUUGCCAUCGUAGGACCGUGGGCGUGCGACCCUAUGUACUCCAAAGCCCUGCCAGACCUGGCUGCCCGAUUAGCCAUUAGCCGCGUCAACAAAGACCCCGACCUUAACAAAGGCUACUGGUAUGAUUACACACUAAUUAAUGAGGAUUGCUCGAGCUCGAGAGGCCUGGCACGCUUUGCCGAGCUGGAGGGUUACGGUUCGGCCUUUCUUGGACCGGCAAACCCUGGCUACUGCACUGCUGCUGCACUGCUGGCAAAGAAUUGGAACAAGGGCAUCCUGUCCUGGGCUUGCCUGAAGGCUGACAUGAAUGAGGAAAUGUAUCCCACUUUUCUGCGGCCGCUCCCGUUGUCUUCUCGUGUGCUCUUCUCAGUGCUCCGCUUUUUCCGCUGGGCACACGUUGGGAUUAUAACAGCGGAGAACGACAUGUGGGAAGCAACUGGGCAUGAACUUGCAGCAUCCCUGCGUGCUCUUGGUCUGCCAGUUGGCACGGUUGUUACCAUGGAAGCGGACAAGGAGGGACCAAGACGAGCCCUAAAGGCGAUACGAGAGACAGAUCGUGUGAGGGUUGUCAUCAUGUGCAUGCACUCUGUUCUGAUUGGUGGAGAGGAACAGUAUCAGUUGCUAACCACAGCAAUGGACAUGAGAUUGAUUGACAGAGGAUACAUCUUCAUUCCAUAUGACACACUGCUGUAUUCAUUGCCAUAUAAAAAUGUGAACUAUCCAGUCCUGGCCAAUGACACCAAACUGCGACGAGCAUACGAUGGGGUCUUAACAAUAACCAUGGACCAAGGGGAAGAAAACUUCUAUGAGGCCUUUAAUGCAGCACAGGGAUCCUAUGACAUCCGCAGCAGCACACCAGCUGAAGAGGUUUCUCCAUUUUUUGGGACCAUCUAUAACAUGAUCUAUUAUACAGCCAUGGCUGCAGAGCAGAGUCGUGCUGUGAGUGGAGGGCGCAGGGUAUCUGGUGAUACACUGGCUAAAAACGACGGUGGAUUUGAAUUCAAUGGCUUUAACCAACGGAUAUCGGCAGGCACUGAUGGAGAAGGAAUGCAGGCACGCUACGCUGUCCUGGAUUCAGAUGGCUCUGGCUCCAGCCUAUACCGCACGCACGCCCUGGAAGCACCACACACUUAUGGAAAAUAUGGAGGGUUGAAGUACUUGGGGAAAUCGAUUCAUUUUGCUGGAGCAUCUCCGAGAAGUGACUCAAACUGCUGGUUCAGCCCUUAUAUCGCUUGUAGUGGAGGCCUAGAUGGAGUGACCCUUUUAUUCCUCCUCUUGUUCAUUAUGUUGGUAGGUGGAGCAGGUGUCCUUUUUCUCCAAAUAAGGAAACAGGGUCAGGUGGGGAUAUUAGGAGCAUUUGGUGGAGGAGGUGUCGGAGGCCCCUCUAAGAUAGUGCUGACACUGGAUGACUUGGUCUUCAUCAAUACCACACUCAGCAGGAGGAAGCUGAAUGAGGACAGUAUGUUGAAGAGUCAACUAGAUGUUAAAACCCCAGGCCACUCAGUUUCUGGUCGCAGUUACAUUACGUCAACUCCUGAAACGUCCAACGUUGCUGUAUUUGAGGGUGACUGGGUCUGGCUGAAGAAAUGUCCCUAUGGAGAUUCUGUUACAGAAAUCAAUGAUAGCACACAGGCCACCUUUACCAAGCUGAGAGACAUGCGUCAUGAGAAUCUGAACUUGUUUCUGGGUCUGUUCUUGGAUACUGGCAUAUUUGGCAUUGUUACGGAGCACUGCACCAGAGGCAGCCUGGAAGACCUGCUCAACAACGAGGAAAUGAGACUGGACUGGAUGUUCAAAUCCUCUCUCCUCCUUGAUCUUAUCAGGGGAAUGAAGUACUUGCAUAAUCGUGGGGUUAUUCAUGGACGCCUGAAGUCAAGAAACUGUGUGGUGGAUGGUCGGUUUGUUCUGAAGGUUACAGAUUAUGGCUUCAACGAAAUCAUCCACUGUCAAAGCAUCAUCUUGGAGGACAGCAAACCGGAGGGUACGUGUAAUACAUGUGGAAAGUGCUAUGAGAACCAGGAUAUAGAGGCUCCUUUCCUCUUCUUUGCUUUUAUGUAUUCGGUCUUUCUAAUUCACUCCGAUCUCUGUAUCUUUCUUACAGAUCAGCUUUGGACGGCUCCAGAGAUCCUGCGGAAUCCUAAUCUGAAGAGGAAGGGGGCGUAUUCAGCAGAUGUAUACAGCUUUGCUAUUAUCAUGCAGGAAGUGAUCUCUCGCUGCGCACCCUUCUGCAUGUUGGAUAUGCCUCCUGAAGAAAUCAUAGAUAAGGUGCGCUCUCCUCCACCGCUGUGCAGACCAACUGUGUCUGUGGAUGAAGCUCCGCUGGAGGUGAUUCAGAUCAUGAAGCAGGCCUGGACUGAGGAGCCUGACAAGAGACCCACGUUUGAGGAGAUCUUCAGACAGUUUAAGAAUGUGAACAAGGGAAAGAAGACAAAUAUCAUUGACUCAAUGUUAAGGAUGCUGGAGCAGUACUCCUCAAACCUGGAGGACCUGAUCCGAGAGAGGACCGAAGAACUAGAGGUAGAGCGUCAGAAAACUGAUGCUCUCUUAGCUCAGAUGCUGCCCAAGUCUGUGGCCUUGGCAUUAAAGACAGGGAAGCCAGUAAAACCAGAGCACUUUUCAGACGUCACACUGUAUUUCAGUGAUAUUGUGGGUUUCACCACCAUCUCUGCUCUGAGUGAACCUAUCGAAGUGGUCGAUCUGCUUAAUGACCUCUACACACUCUUCGAUGGGAUCAUAGCAAUCCACGAUGUCUACAAGGUAGAGACUAUUGGUGAUGCAUACAUGGUGGCAUCAGGAGUUCCAAACCGUAAUGGUAACCGUCACGCAGCAGAGAUGGCCAACAUGUCUCUGGACAUUCUGCACUGUAUCGGAACAUUUCAAAUGAGGCACAUGCCAGACGUCAAAGUCAAAAUCCGCAUUGGACUCCAUUCUGGUCCAGUGGUGGCGGGUGUAGUUGGGUUGAAGAUGCCUCGGUACUGUCUGUUCGGGGACACAGUAAACACAGCCUCCCGAAUGGAAUCCACAGGAUUGCCUUACAGAAUUCAUGUGAACCAGAGUACUGUUGAUGUCCUGAACAGCCUCAAACUUGGCUAUAAAAUAGAUAGUAGGGGCAGGACAGAGCUCAAGGGUAAAGGUGUAGAGGAAACAUAUUGGUUGGUUGGGAGGGAUGGAUUUAACAAGGCACUACCUAUACCGCCAGACCUUACUCCUGGGGCGAGCAACCAUGGUAUCAGCUUGGAUGAGAUUCCGACAGACAGGCGGCAGAAAUUCCUGGAUCGACAGAAGAAGAUGGGGUAGAGAGGUUGUGAUGCUCAUGUUUCCGUACCAGCCUAUCGAAUUUAGGAGAAAGUGGGGCAAGGGGAUGAAAGGAGUGGAUUGAGGUGUUCAAAAACCCCUCGACUACCCUUUUUCUACUUGAAUCAUUCCUUAAAAGAGUGGAAAACCUCACUAGGACAUCUGACAAGAAGCACAAACACUUGAACUCUGAACACCAGUCCAUCAAAACCAUCAGCUCAACAAGAUGGCAUGUACCAACUGCUAUGGAUGGUCACAGAGAACUCUUUUUUUUAACUGUAUAGAGUUUAUAUUGCAGUUCACCCAAUAUUAAAUGAAAGACACUGCUGAGAUCACAGCUCAUCAAGACAUGAACAUGAGAACAGCAACACAUGCCUCAUUCAUCUCUGCAGUUAUGUGAUCCCUCCAGUUAAUCCACUCCUACAAAGAGAUGUCUUUUCUUUAUUUCAUUGUUUAUAAAACAAUGCUAAAACAACAAA
Molecule: messenger RNA, 4619 nt
Organism: Megalobrama amblycephala (Wuchang bream)
Lineage: Eukaryota; Metazoa; Chordata; Actinopteri; Cypriniformes; Xenocyprididae
Gene: gucy2d
Product: guanylate cyclase 2D, retinal
Exons: 19
Coding region: 592-4143 (1183 amino acids)
Biological process (GO): protein phosphorylation; intracellular signal transduction; cGMP biosynthetic process
Molecular function (GO): guanylate cyclase activity; protein kinase activity; ATP binding
Source: RefSeq, a predicted model, not a curated record